Molecule: messenger RNA, 2154 nt
Organism: Capronia epimyces CBS 606.96
Lineage: Eukaryota; Fungi; Ascomycota; Eurotiomycetes; Chaetothyriales; Herpotrichiellaceae
Exons: 2
Coding region: 1-2154 (717 amino acids)
Biological process (GO): nuclear-transcribed mRNA catabolic process, nonsense-mediated decay
Cellular component (GO): telomerase holoenzyme complex
Molecular function (GO): telomerase RNA binding; protein binding; telomeric repeat DNA binding
Source: RefSeq, a predicted model, not a curated record
AUGGUGUCUGCCGCCGAUCCUAUGCUACCUUGCAAACGGCCUGCUCUCGACCAAGACUUACGGCCCACCACCAAAAUACGAGCCCAGGAAGAUCGAGCCAGUUCCACCUCGCCCAACUCGCAGCGCCAUGAUCUGGCCUUCUCCUACACCCCUUCUCCUGCCGUUGGCUCUGUCUCUGUCAAGACACAGUCAUUCUCCGCCGGGCAACGGUCAGCGCAGAGGACCCCGUUCUCAUCGCCAAAGCUAACCUCGCCGCAACCCGUGCCCGUGCCCGUACCUGUGCCCAUGACACAGCCAAACUCGCGCCAAUCUUUACCGCGUCACGACGGCGAAAAGAAUCCCUUCAGCCCUGCUCCGUCUCUUGGUACCUCUAACCAUGAUACAGCCUUAGAUCAAACCUCCAAGAUCGAGUUGCAGCCAGAGACCCGGCCUGUGACCCAGGACCAACUCGUGAACGAGAUCAAAGGCAUAUAUGCCGGCCUUGUCAUGGUGGAGAAGAAAUGCGUCGAGGUGUGCCUGCAUCAGUCUCAGUCCUCCACAAAACUGUCCAAUGAACAGUGGCAGGCCUUGAUCGCACUUCAUCGAACCCUUCUCCAUGAGCACUUGGAUUUCUUCCAGGCGACCCAACAUCCGGCUGCUUCCCCAGCGUUACGUCGCCUGCCGACAAAAUACGCAAUGCCUGCUCGCAUGUGGAGGCAUGCCAUCCAUUCGUUCCUCGAAUUGCUUCGUCAUCUUCUGCCGCAGUCGCUCGAGCACAUGUUGAGCUUUGUCUAUCUAGCGUAUCAGAUGAUGGGGCUGCUCUUGGAAUAUGUUCCUGCGUUCCAUGAAACUUGGAUCGAGUGCCUGGGAGAUCUGGCUCGUUACAGGAUGGCCAUUGAGGAAACCGACAUGCGAGACCGGGAGACCUGGGCUAACGUGGCGCGCAUGUGGUACAACCGUGCUGCUGAUCGCUCCCCCACCACCGGGAGAAUUCAGCAUCACCUUGCCGUCCUGGCCCGGCCCAAUAUUGUGCGGCAACUGUUCUACUACUCCAAAGCUUUGACGAGCGGCAUCCCCUUUGUCAAUGCACGAGAUUCGAUCAUGCUUCUGUAUUCACCGUUCCUGGAGAAAUCCCAAUCGACAAUCCAGAAGUACCCCAAGCUGGAGAGUUCCUUUGUCACUGCUGGAGGCAUCUUGUUCACUCAGGGCUGGAUCAACCAGUAUUGUGUACAUGUUACACAAUAUAUUUCCGAAUUGGACAAUCACAUUUCCCGGACCGGUUCUAAUUGGAAGGUGCAAGGCUCCGAGAUUGCGCUGUCUCUUAUUGCAUGGCUUUUGGACUUUGGCACCGAUCAAAACUUCCUCUGGACGGCUUUCCGAACCCACACGGAGGAGAUUAAAGGGACCCAACAUGAGAAACAGCUGGACCCCAUCACAGAUACACGGCCGCCUGAGGAUCCAUAUAUGAAGCAGGACAUCCACCACAAAUUUUGGAACAAUGGCUCAAUCAAUGUGACCUUGUUUCGUCAAGUCCUUCCCGCUGCUGGUGCUCGGCCAGGAGCCAAGUUCACCUCGGCCGACGAAGUGACAUCAUACGUUCUUCCGGUUUGGUCAACGUCUAUAUCCAUAGUAGCCGGAAAAGUGGGCGAUCGGAACAUAUUGCCGUUUAUGCAUAUUACGUUAGCCUUUCUUUGGAGUCUAUCCUACGUGCCAGGAGCCCUCGUGUACAUAGAAAACUAUGUUCCGUGGACGAAGCUGGUGCUUUGCUUGAAUACGUUGAGCCGAUCCGGAGUGGUUGAUGCACGAAUCGAGGCCGAGGACUUCCCUCAACAUCAGUCUGGAACAGGACGCCAGCUGCCAGAGGACUUUCUCAUGCGAGGACUGGAAUGGGCCUAUUACUAUUUCCCGGCCGACUUUUUUGAGGGCCAGGUGGUCGAUGAAGAUGAACGCACUCUGGAGCUUCCAAGCCAUGCUGCCCCUCGUGCCGAACGAUGCCUUUGGCUAGGUGGAAGGCUCGCACAGUUGAACCGUUACAUGAUCUACGACACUAUAUCGAAGCAAUUCUCCUGUACUGAAUUUGCCACCUCCUUGGAGAACCCUUCUCUCAUGGACUGCGUGUGUCCGCAAACAUCUGUUGAUUCAGACGUCGAUGCACAAAUGAUCGACAUCGUCUGA